AAGAGAGGCCAGGCGCAUUCACAUAAAUUCUAAAAGCAUUGGCAAUAGACUUGGUCAACUUUAGUUGGUAUCGAACAUGGAGAAGGGCAGGAAGAGAUCGGCCGUCCUCGUGGGCUGCAACUACGAGGGCACCCAAUACGAGCUCCGCGGCUGUAUCAACGACGUGCGCGCCAUGCGCGAGGCUCUCGUGGGGCGGUUCGGGUUCGAGGAGGGCCGCAUCGAGGUCCUGACGGAUGCGCCCGGCUCGCCGGCGAUGCCGACUGGUGCGAACAUCAGGGCGGCGCUCGGCCGGAUGGUCGACCGGGCGGAGCCGGGGGACGUCCUGUUCUUCCAUUACAGUGGACACGGGACCCGAAUCCCGUCGCCGAGGCCGAGCUUUCCGUUCAAGAAGGACGAAGCGAUUGUGCCCUGCGACUUCAAUCUCAUCACUGAUGUGGAUUUCCGGCACCUGGUGAACCGCCUUCCGAAGGGCGCGACCUUCACGAUCUUCUCCGACUCCUGCCACAGCGGCGGCCUCAUCGACAAGGAGAAGGAGCAAGUCGGCCCGUCGAGCGCCCCCACCCCCCGCGGCGGCGGCGACGCAUCUCUCUCCUCCGCCGCACCGACGAAGCACAUCCCUUUCGAAGCGCUGCUCCAGCACCUCUCGUCCCUAACCCACAUAGCCACCCCGGACAUCGGGACCCACCUGCUCGAGUCCUUCGGCGCCGAGGCGAGCCUCCGGUUCCGCCUCCCGCAGCUCGAAGCGGCGCCCUCCUCCGGUCCGCUGAAGCCCGACGAGGGGAUCCUGCUGAGCGGGUGCCAAGCCAACGAGACGUCCGCGGACAUGAACCCGUCGGCGGAGGGAGAGAAGGCGUACGGGGCGUUCAGCAACGCGGUCCAGACUGUUCUGAGGGAGAACGACCGGAGGCUGAGCAACAGGGAGGUGGUGGUGCUGGCGAGGGAGGUGCUGAGGAAGCAAAGGUUCGAGCAGCAUCCAUGUCUGUACUGCAGCGACGAGAAUGCCGAUGGGAGUUUCUUGGGGCAGCACGAUGAAGAUGACGACGAAGAAGAUGGCGUGCCUUGUUGAAAAAGCUGCGCGAUUUAUUUAAUUACAUCACGUGCGGAAAACUAAUCUUAUACAUAAAUUGCCUUUUUUCAUAUUUGGGAAUUUCAUGUUGAUAGCGGGGCUAUUUAUGCUCUCUCGAAAAUUUAAUCCGUCUUCGAUGUUUUAACAUGUGAUGGUCAAUCUAUAUGUAUUUACUUGAAAUUUGAAUUAUUCUUGGAAUUGUAUUU
Molecule: messenger RNA, 1272 nt
Organism: Syzygium oleosum
Lineage: Eukaryota; Viridiplantae; Streptophyta; Magnoliopsida; Myrtales; Myrtaceae
Product: metacaspase-9
Exons: 2
Coding region: 77-1066 (329 amino acids)
Biological process (GO): proteolysis
Molecular function (GO): cysteine-type endopeptidase activity
Source: RefSeq, a predicted model, not a curated record